CAACAACUAAAUGCCCAAGUUGCUGCUGCGAUUGUCGCCCCCGAGUCGGCACAUAAUCACCCUUUUUUGCUGCCCGUUCCCGCCUGCCUUGGCCGCCCGUGCCAGAGCGAAAGGCGAUUGAACAACUGGAACUGCCGCGUAUGAGCCUCCACCGCCGCCUGCUGCGGAAUCUCCCCAGCCCGUCCUUACAUGCUGUUACUCCCCUUCUUCCCUCUCUUUCGUUUGUUCCUCUGUAUUAUCCUCCUCGGUCGCAUUCUCCUCUUUUGUCUCUCCUUUAUCAACUUUUGUGCCGUGGCCUUGGCUCACAGGCCCGCUUCGGCCAUGUUUCAGCGUUUGCGCGACGCGAUCGACUCGCGGAUUGCCGAGGAGCAAGCCCGUCAACGCUCCGCCCAAACCUCCAUCUCCCGCUCCAACUCCGCCCGCCAACCUUCGAACCGCACGACCACUUCCCCAUCCCGCCGCUCUGGCCGCCCGCGCCGCAACACCGGCACCCCCGUCCGGGGCCCCGACCCCAAUGAAUUCGAGCCCGAGUUCGCCAUUGGGGAUGAUGACUCCUCGAGUAGAUCGGGAACGCCGCGACCGGAGGCCGCAGCUGGAGGAGGCUCCGAAACCACUCCGGAAGGCAACAAUGCGGCAGCCGGAGAGGGCCAAGGGCAGGAGGGGCCCGUAACGGAGAAGGAGUCCACACCGGCAAUUGCGGAAGGCAACAACAACAACCAGUCCUCCUCCACCUCGGAUCUGCCUCCAGAGGUUCGGGUCAAGUUGCGGCGGCUGGCCAAAUUGGAACCCCGCUACCAAGAGCUUCUCAAAGCCUAUCGCAUGGCACACUCGCGAGUCCUUUCCAUCGAACCCUUCGAGGCUGCUCUUCGUGAAAAUACCCCCUUGACUUCCAUCGGCGAACCGAAAGCCCUGACCGAGUACUUGAACCAGCUGUCGCUGAAGGGAGAUAUGGUGGUGGAGGAGCUCAAGCGCGUGACCACCGAGAGGGAUGACUACAAGAAGAAACUGGAAGAGGCUCAAAAGGCAACCAAGGCUGCAUUGGAUGAGGUUGCGCAACUCAAGGCUGAGAAGGAAUUAAAUGAGAAAGCCUCGGACGCCAGUGAGUCGGUCGCGAAGUCUGAGGAGAAGCCUACAAUGGAGGGCACUGCUGUGAUUGCCGCAUCACCGAAGAAGUCGGCUGAACAUCAAGGUGAUAGUGAAGAGUUCUUUUCUUACGAUAGCGAGAUCCCUCGUCUGGAGUCCGAGCUGAAAGAGAAGCAGGAGGAGAUCGAGUCCAUGAAGACUCAAAUGGAGUCGCUGAAGCGUGAUCUAGCAGUGGCGCGAGAGUCCACCGAGGGCAUGGUUCACAACCUCGAAUCCGCAACCCGAGAGCUCACAGAACUGCGUGAUUUCAAGGAUAAGCAGGACACAGAACUCGAGAAGCUGCAGUCUUCCAAGCAAGGAGAGCUUGACGAUCUGAAGGCUAAGCUUGAAAAGUCCGAAGAAAUGGCAUCGAAGACUAGCGCGGAGAUUGAGAAACUAAAGUCCGAUUUGACAGAACGGACCGAAGAAAUCGAGAAAUUGCAAGCUAAGGCCUCUCCAUCCCCUGCUGCCGGGAAGGAUGCCGAUCUUACUGCAAAGUUGGAAAAGAUGGAGCAGAUGAAGGAGGCUAAUGAGAAACGUCUCAGUGUACUACAGGGUCUUGUCGACAGCCUCCGAUCCCAGCUGAAGGAGAGCGAAGAGGCAAUGACAAAACUGAAGGCCGAUGCUGAGCAGAAGAAGGAAAACAACCUGCAAUUACAAAACGUCGUUGACUUCCUCGACACUAAUAUGGAAGGCAAUGCCACAUGGCAAUUGACCAAGGAACAAGUCAUUGGCGGUAAGCAAGCUAAUUUCGAUGAACUUCGUGAAAGCUUAGUUCCCAGCCUUAGCGCCACUGAAGCUCAGCAGGAGCCGACGGAGACUGUAAAGCCGGUUGUGAACCCGCCAAGCGCUGCGGGAAGUGGUAAAAAGAAGAACAAGAAAAAGAAGAAGGGAGGGGCUGGCGGUGCCAAGGUCGGCGAAGAGGCUAGCAAAGCAACGGAAGCUGACCAGGAACCGUCGCCAAGCGCGGAACCUGCUUCUGCACAAUUGACAGCGAAGGUGGCUGAGUUGGAAGAAAGUAUUGAUACACUCAAGAAGCAGUUGGACGAGAAGGAUGCCGCUAUCGACCGUCUCAGCUCGAAACUCAAGGGCGAGGAAGACCUGAAGGAGGAGAUCGAGUCCCUCCGUGACGACUUGCUUCACAUAGGUCAAGAGCAUGUGGAGUCAAAAGAUAAAGUGAAGGUGCUGACUGCGGAGAAGCAAGCCUUGGAGGAAUCCAUCGCUAAGCUGGAGAAGGAGUUGACGGAUCUACGCACAAACAUUGCGUCACAUGCGUCUCAAAAUGCUGAUUCGGAGAAAGCGCAUAAUGAUCUCAAGGAGGAGUACGAGAGUAUCAAGAUCAAGCUCACAGCGCUCGAAACUGAGCUAUCUGCUGCUCAACAAUUGGCUGCCACAAGGUUCAAAGACAUCACGGAAUUGCGCGAGACUCUCCAGAGACUUCAGCCAGAGCUGAAGAAGCUGCGCGCCGAAUCUUCGGAGCUCAAGUCCACCAAGGAGUCCCUCACAAGCAAGACGAAUGAGUUGAGAAAUCUGGAGAGCAAACACGAUGACCUGCGGGCCGAGCUCAAGACCCUGAAGAACACGAUGUCUGAGCGAGAGAAAGAAGUGAAGACACUCAAUAAUAAGAUCAAGCAGGAAACCGACAGUAGGCUCAAGGCCGAGGAGAAAUUGACGGUCGCCCAGUCUGACCUGAGGUACUCGGAGAGUAAGAAGCAGGAAGCUACGGAGGCUAGGGAGAAGGCCACCUCAGAGCUGUCUAAGACUCAGGGGGAGCUCAAAACCGCCCGCGCCCGGCUCCGCGAAAGCGAAUCCCAGGCCAGUCAGAUCAACAAAGAACUUCAAGGCCUGCGGGAGGAGAUUCAACUCAAGACCGCCCAGCACGCUAGUGCUCAAAGUUUGAUGAAUAGUAUGCGCGACCAAGCUGCUGAAUUGGGUAUGCAGAUGAAAGAGGCUCGCGAACGCUGCGAAAGUCUCGAAGAAGAAUUAGCGGAUGCUCACCGGCUGCUGAGCGAACGCACUCGCGAAGGAGAGACCAUGCGGCGUCUUCUGAACGACAUCGAAAGUCGCACCGAUGCCAAGGUGCGCGAUUUCAAGGAACGUAUGGAAGCCGCCAUUGAGGAGCGAGAUCGCGCCGAGGAUGAAGCCAGUGCUCAGGGUCGACGCCGUGCGCGUGAGCUGGAAGACCUGAAGAGUAAGCUACGCGAAGCCGAGCGAGCUCUGCGAAGUGCGGAGCAGGAUAAAGAGGAACUGGAGCAGACUCAGAAGGAUUGGAAACGUAGACGGGAUCAACUGGAGGCCGAAUCUGAGAAGACGACCCAGGAGCUUGCCGAUCUGCGACAGGCCAUGGCAGGUCUGCGCGAUUCGCUGGAUGAAAGCGAGAAGCAGGUGCGCGACCUUGAGAAGGAGAAAGCCGAGCUGCGCCGAUCCGUCGAGGAAACGAAUUCCCGUUUGGAAAAGCUGCGUAAAUCGAACAAGCUGCUCCCUGAUGAAGGUCGCUUUGGUCAUACUACACAGUCGUCACGGUCCUCGAUCGAUUCUGGCUCGAGAAGAACCAUCACCUCCCCAGUUGCGAAAGAGCACAGUCCGUCGACACGCAGCGGCACGCCCACUGGAGUCGGCGCAGGGUCCAUUGAUUACAUUUAUCUGAAGAAUGUUCUUCUCCAGUUCCUGGAGCAGAAGGAUAAGAACUAUCAGAAGCAGCUGAUUCCCGUUCUCGGCAUGCUGCUGCACUUUGAUCGAACGGACGAGCAGAAAUGGAUGUCGGCCAUUUCCUCCAAGUAAAUGCUCUGGUAGCCUUCAAGCACAUAUUUGUAACUGUACAUAGUCGCAUAUAUCUCUUCGCAAACACAUAUUCACACCUUCCCCUCCCUUCGUCUUCGUCAUUCUUCUAUUCGAUUCCCCAGUGUAUACAUGCGCGCUCUUUCUGAGUCACUCUGGACACCGGGAAAGUCAAAGGUAAGGCGCG
Molecule: messenger RNA, 4087 nt
Organism: Aspergillus aculeatus ATCC 16872
Lineage: Eukaryota; Fungi; Ascomycota; Eurotiomycetes; Eurotiales; Aspergillaceae
Product: putative vesicle-mediated transport protein (Imh1)
Exons: 4
Coding region: 190-3903 (1237 amino acids)
Cellular component (GO): Golgi apparatus
Source: RefSeq, a predicted model, not a curated record